AUGGUGAAGAUGAGUCUGCGUGUGUGGACGGCGCACACGCUCACAGCUCUGCUCUUCUGCUGCGCUGCGGCUCAGUACUCCAGCGACCAGUGCAACUGGAGAGGAAGUGGUUUGAGCCAUGAGCGGCACCGGCGUGAUGUGGAGCAGGUGUAUCUCCGCUGCUCACAGGGCUCUCUGCAGUGGCUCUAUCCCACAGGAGCCAUCAUCCUAAACCUACACCCAAACUCUGAACCCCUGUCCAGCGGCGAGGCCAGAGGUCACGCAUGCAUCAAACCCCGCACUGACUCACAGGGGUCUCACAUAUAUCUGGAGCGAGCGGGUGAUCUGAAGUUGCUGCUGUCAGAAGAGCAACAGGCUCAGGGUGUGGUGCACUGCUUCAGCCUGACAGAGGGGGCGCUGUUUGUGGAGGCGGCCACGCACUCAGACAUCAGCCGCAGGAUCACGGCCUUUCAGUAUGAGCUGCUGAGCGGACACCCAGGGACGCACAUGAUCCCCUACCUGCUCCAGGGGCCCGAUACAUGCAAACCUUGUUCAGAUGAAGAGGUCCUCAUGGCCGUGUGCACCAGCGACUUUGUGGGCGUUGGAGUGUUUCACAGAGCUGCAGCAGGUUCUGACUCUCACACUGUGGCUGAGGUGGCUCUGAGUCGACUGCUGCGUCAGAAAAGUAGGUUGUUUGUGAGAGCUGGAGGCAGAGGGCGCAGCUGGACAGGCCGGGUCCAUGUGCCCACACAGUGCCCCCUUCCUCCUCAUCGAGACCAGUACCUUCUGACCGGGGCGGUUCACUUCGGAGAGGCCUGGCUCGGCUGUGCACCUCGAUACAGAGACUUCAGGGCUCUGUAUAAACGAGCUCAUGACGAAGGGAUCAACCCCUGUGAAAUCAACAUUUAUUAA
Knipowitschia caucasica is the source of this 891-nucleotide messenger RNA. The record is from the annotation of a GenBank genome assembly. Lineage: Eukaryota; Metazoa; Chordata; Actinopteri; Gobiiformes; Gobiidae.